AAGAGACACGGCGGCCAAGCCGCGGCGGUCCUCGGGCGCGAUGUGGCCGGGUGCCGAGGUCCCGAGGGCGGAGCCCCGGCCGGAGGCCGGCCCGCAUGGGGGUGGGACUAGACGCUGCUCCGACGUUUGCAGGUUGCCCGCGCCCGCCCCGGCAGUGACCAGGGAGCGGCCGAGCUCAGUGAUCUCAGUGCCUGGCUCACCGAACGGGGUGGGCGGACGGCUCGGGACUAUGGCCAGAGCCGGCAUGGAGCGGUGGCGCGACCGGCUGGCACUGGUGACGGGAGCCUCGGGGGGCAUAGGCGCGGCCGUGGCCCGGGCAUUAGUCCAGCAGGGACUGAAGGUGGUGGGUUGUGCCCGCACCGUUGGCAACAUCGAGGAGCUGGCUGCCGAAUGUAAGAGUGCAGGCUACCCCGGGACUUUGAUCCCCUACAGAUGUGACCUGUCAAAUGAGGAGGACAUCCUCUCCAUGUUCUCGGCUGUGCGCUCUCAGCACCAUGGUGUGGAUAUCUGCAUCAACAAUGCGGGCAUGGCCCGGCCCGACACCCUGCUCUCGGGCAGCACCAGCGGAUGGAAGGACAUGUUCAAUGUGAAUGUCCUGGCCCUCAGCAUCUGCACUCGGGAAGCUUAUCAGUCCAUGAAGGAGCGGAAUGUGGACGACGGGCAUAUCAUUAACAUCAACAGCAUGUGUGGCCACCGAGUCCCACCCCAGUCUGUCAUCCAUUUCUAUAGUGCGACCAAGUAUGCCGUCACUGCAUUGACAGAGGGACUAAGGCAAGAGCUUCUGGAGGCCCAGACCCAUAUCCGGGCCACGCUCAGGCUGAGCAGGACCUCUCUGUUGGCCCAGUGUAUCUCUCCAGGCUUGGUGGAAACACGGUUUGCCUUCAAACUCCAUGACAAGGACCCCGAGAGAGCAGCAGCCACCUAUGAAGACAUAAAGUGUCUCAAACCGGAGGAUGUGGCUGAGGCUGUCAUCUAUGUCCUCAGCACGCCCCCACAUGUUCAGCAUCUUAAUGAUGAUCCAGCUACUCAAAACAGCCAGACAGAUUUCUUCAAUCAGCCACCUCAGACGCCAGCCAAGACUUCAGACGCCAGCCAAGACUUCAAACCCCAGACACCAGCGAUCAGCGACACCCGGGACCCCUCAACAUGCACCACCAAGAUCAUCGGAUACAUCAGGGACCCAUCAACGCCCAAAAGCCAGCAGGAAGCAGUCAUGAAAGACCGGGCUACGCCCCUAUUCCUUACCCUGUAAGGCCCCCCCAAUUUUUUUAACAAAACAAAAAGGGUGGUAUGUUGUUCUUUUGGAAAACUACAA
This is a messenger RNA of Microtus ochrogaster (prairie vole), 1315 nucleotides long. It is a transcript of the gene Dhrs11, whose product is annotated as dehydrogenase/reductase 11. The coding region runs from base 41 to 1252 and encodes 403 amino acids. The transcript is spliced from 8 exons. NCBI's taxonomy places the organism in Eukaryota, Metazoa, Chordata, Mammalia, Rodentia, Cricetidae. The record is from RefSeq and is a predicted model, not a curated record.